Messenger RNA from Vigna umbellata (rice bean), 4018 nucleotides. It is a transcript of the gene RNL, whose product is annotated as RNAligase. The record is from RefSeq and is a predicted model, not a curated record. Gene Ontology annotation, molecular function: RNA ligase (ATP) activity. Lineage: Eukaryota; Viridiplantae; Streptophyta; Magnoliopsida; Fabales; Fabaceae. Gene Ontology annotation, biological process: tRNA splicing, via endonucleolytic cleavage and ligation.
UAAACCACCCCAUGGCAUGCAGGGCGUGAAGCAUUUGGCGCUGGCGCUGCACUUCAGCCAGACGCAGUAACCCACGUUACGUUAGUUCCCCCUUUACCCAGUCUCUGUUCCCGAAAGCGCCUCUUUGUCUUCCAACUAUUCUCAAUUUCUUCCCAUUGGUUAAUCCGAAUCGCAAACCUCACACACUCUCAGUAUAUAUUUUUAUAUAACCGUCUUCACUUGGAUGUCGGCACCGCAGAGAUUUCUCUGCACUCUCUCCCACGCCUUUCCUCGCUCUUCUUCUCUCUGCACCUUCAAAUCUAGAACCUUCCUUUUCCUUCCAUUCAUUCGCUCUUACCUCACCCUAACUCCCUUGCUCUCUCCAAUGCCUCGCAAUCAGCGAAGUGCCGCGUACAUGGAGCGGCGAUGGAAAGAGAAAGCCAAAACUGAGGCGAAGUUGCCGGCUACGGGAGACGUAGCUGCCGUAACUGCUGCGGAAACUGUUACUAAUAAGAUUGCUGGAUUGAGUAUUGGUGAUAACGGUGGGAAAACCGGUGCGCAUGGUUCGAUUUGGAAACCUAAAUCUUACGGAACUGCGAGUGGAGGCGCUGUUACUGAAGUGGAAAAUGGAGCUGGAGUUGAGGCAAGUGUGGCUUCGACGCAAAAGGAUAGUGGAAGUAGUUUGAGUAAGAUAUUUCGAGGUAAUCUGUUAGAGAAAUUCACUGUGAACAACUCCACGUACACACGUGCACAAAUCAGAGCGACUUUCUAUCCCAAAUUUGAAAAUGAAAAGUCGGAUCAAGAGGUCCGGACCAGGAUGAUUGAGUUGGUAGCAAAAGGGUUGGCUACCUUAGAGGUUUCACUUAAACAUUCUGGCUCUCUUUUUAUGUAUGCGGGUCAUGAGGGUGGAGCUUAUGCAAAAAACAGUUUUGGAAAUAUAUAUACUGCUGUUGGUGUAUUUGUUCUUGGACGGAUGUUUCGUGAGGCAUGGGGAACUGAAGAUUCAAAAAAGCAGGCUGAAUUUAAUAAUUUUCUUGAGAGAAACCACAUGAGCAUAUCAAUGGAACUAGUAACCGCUGUUCUUGGAGACCAUGGACAGCGUCCCCAAGAAGAUUAUGCGGUAGUUACGGCAGUUACUGAAUUGGGCAAUGGAAAGCCAAAGUUCUAUUCAACUCCUGAGAUAAUAGCUUUCUGUCGAAAAUGGCGCCUUCCAACAAAUCAUGUGUGGCUGUUUUCAACAAGAAAAUCAGCCACUUCUUUCUUUGCUGCGUAUGAUGCAUUAUGUGAGGAGGGUACUGCAACGUCUGUUUGCAAGGCUCUUGACGAAAUUGCUGACAUCUCAGUACCAGGUUCAAAAGACCAUGUUAAGGCCCAAGGUGAAAUUUUAGAAGGUCUUGUGGCUCGUCUUGUAAGUCAUGAUAGUUCAAACCAGAUAGAGAAAACUUUGAAAGAAUUUCCACCUCCACCUGCUGAUGGAGUGGCCCUUGAUUUUGGACCAAGUCUAAGGGAAAUAUGUGCAGAAAAUAGAGAUAAUGAAAAACAGCAAAUAAAAGCACUUCUCGAGAGUGUUGGUAGUUCUUUUUGUCCUAGCAAGUUGGAUUGGUUUGGGACUCAUGGUGCCGAUCAUCAUUCAAGAAACGUGGACAGAUCUGUUCUUUCAAAAUUUUUACAAGCCCAUCCUGCAGACUAUUCAACUAAAAAAUUGCAGGAAGUUGUUCGGUUAAUGAGGGAGAAACGCUACCCUGCUGCCUUCAAAUGUUAUCAUAACUUCCACAAGGUUGAUGGCAUGUCAAGUGACAAUGUUUUCUAUAAAAUGGUCAUUCAUGUACACAGUGAUUCUGGUUUUCGACGAUACCAGAAAGAUAUGAGGCUUAAGCCAGGAUUAUGGCCAUUAUAUCGAGGUUUUUUUGUUGAUGUAAAUUUAUUUAACGCAAACAAGGAGACAGCUGCUGAAAUUUCUAGUAACAGUGUAAAGGAAACUGGUAGCAACAAUGCUGGGGAAGAUGACUUUGCGGACGAAGAUGCAAAUUUAAUGGUCAAAUUGAAAUUUCUUACAUAUAAGCUGCGAACUUUUCUUAUUCGAAAUGGCCUGUCAAUUCUGUUCAAAGAAGGUCCAGCUGCUUACAAGUCUUAUUACCUCAGACAAAUGAAAAUUUGGGGAACGUCUCCAGCAAAGCAGAGAGAACUUAGCAAGAUGCUUGAUGAAUGGGCUGUAUAUAUACGAAGGAAGUGUGGAAAUAAGCAACUGUCAUCAUCAACAUAUCUGAGUGAAGCGGAACCAUUUCUUGAACAGUUUGCAAAACGUAGUCCACAGAACCAAGUUCUGAUAGGUUCUGCGGGUAAUUUAGUUAGAACUGAAGAUUUCUUGGCUAUUGUUGAGGGAGGCCUGGAUGAAGAAGGUGAUCUUCUGGCAGAGCGUGAGAUAGCACUUCCAGGGCCUAAUAUCUCAGUCAAAGAUACAGUUCCAAAAUAUGAAGGGUUGAUUGUAUUCUUUCCUGGAAUACCUGGUUGUGCCAAGUCCUCCCUUUGCAAAGAAUUGCUAAAUGCCGAAGGAGGGCUAGAAGAUGCUCGACCACUUCAUAGUCUCAUGGGUGACCUGAUUAAAGGAAAAUAUUGGCAGAAAGUGGCUGAAGAGCGCAGAAAGAAACCAAAUUCGAUAAUGCUUGCUGACAAGAAUGCCCCAAAUGAAGAAGUCUGGAAACUGAUAGAAGACAUGUGUCACAAAACCAGGGCAUCUGCUGUACCUGUUGUAGCUGAAUCUGAAGGAACCGAUUCAAAUCCUUUUUCUCUUGAUGCAUUAGCUAUUUUCAUUUUUCGCGUGCUUCAACGAGUCAAUCAUCCGGGAAAUCUUGACAAAGCAUCUCCAAAUGCUGGCUAUGUGCUGCUAAUGUUUUAUCAUCUCUAUGAGGGCAGGAGCCGUAAAGAGUUUGAGGGUGAAUUAAUUGAGCGUUUCGGGUCACUUGUCAAGAUGCCACUACUGAAAUCUGAUAGGGAUCCCCUUCCUAACCCAGUGCAGUCCAUUUUGGAGGAAGGAAUUGAUUUAUAUAAACUUCACACUAAGAGACAUGGAAGAUUAGAGUCUACCAAAGGAUCCUACGCAAAAGAAUGGUUAAAAUGGGAGAAACAGUUACGGGAUAUACUUUGUGGAAAUGCCGAGUAUUUUAAUUCUAUUCAGGUCCCAUUUGAAUUUACUGUCAAGCAAGUGUUGGAACAGUUGAGAAGCAUUGCGAAGGGAGAUUACACACCACCGGAUACUGAAAUAAGGAAAUUUGGUACCAUUGUUUUUGCUGCUCUCACCACGCCAGUUACUGAAAUUAAAGGCGCCCUCAAUAAAUUGGCCGAGAGUAAUCCCAAGAUUGACGCAUUCCUUAAAGACAAACAUCUCGAGAACCUUAAUCGAGCUCAUGUGACUCUUGCCCACAAGAGAAGCCACGGCAUCAAAGCUGUAGCUGAUUAUGGUAUCUAUCUUAAUAAAAAGGUUCCGGUGGAGUUAGCAGCACUACUCUUCUCAGAUAAAAUGGCUGCGUUGGAAGCUUGUCCCGGCUCAGUGGAAGGUGAGAAGAUAGUCUCAAAAAAUCCGUGGCCUCAUAUAACCUUAUGGACUGCUCAAGGUGUUGCACCCAAGGAGGCCAACAUGUUACCGCAGUUGUUUGCCGCGGGGAAAGCAUCCCGAAUUGACUUCAAUCCUCCCAUCAUUUUAUCUGGCACAAUUGACUUUUAUUGAGUUCGUACUACUCAUCUUUUCUAAAAUAAAACCAACUGAAAUGAAGAAGCUUGCAUGAGCUUUUUCGUUUGCCUAUUUAUUUAUUUCUUUAACAAUAUCAUACACUUUGCUCAAGGCAUACAAGUUAGAUCCAAUGUUCAGUGAAGAUGAUGGAGAAAUUUUUGUAGGAGUUAGCAUUUUCUCCUGAGAAAUCGUGUAUAUAUAUAGGCUGUUUAGAAAGCCGAGUAUGGUUUCUGGAGUUUUCUGGCCGAACUUUCACCAUAUCGGGUGUGAUAGUUUUCUCUUCCUUGUUUACUUGCUUAAAUUUUACGCUCU